AUGCAGUGGUCGUCUCCAGAGUCAUUGGCAUCAUUGCCGACACAGGUGUACAUUUAUAACCAAUCUCAGCUUCUCAAAUCAUUAAAUACAGUGAACUCCACUGUCUAUAUCCCACCUACGACUGAGGGCGGGCACAGCCAGCCCAUGAUCAUCCCAACGGCGGAGCUCAAGGAGCAAGAGGUGAUGGAAUACGUGGCGCCUGUGUGGGAUGAUACAGAGAGAGUCUUUCAGGGCUUCUUGCGCUCCACAUAUCCGUUCUUUGAUAUGGAGUCGUGGUAA
Messenger RNA from Serendipita indica DSM 11827, 279 nucleotides. The record is from the annotation of a GenBank genome assembly. NCBI's taxonomy places the organism in Eukaryota, Fungi, Basidiomycota, Agaricomycetes, Sebacinales, Serendipitaceae.